This is a messenger RNA of Oncorhynchus masou masou (cherry salmon), 5684 nucleotides long. Its product is annotated as zinc finger protein 395-like. Gene Ontology annotation, molecular function: RNA polymerase II cis-regulatory region sequence-specific DNA binding; DNA-binding transcription factor activity. The record is from RefSeq and is a predicted model, not a curated record. Gene Ontology annotation, biological process: regulation of transcription by RNA polymerase II. The transcript is spliced from 11 exons. Bases 1764 to 3179 code for a protein of 471 amino acids. Lineage: Eukaryota; Metazoa; Chordata; Actinopteri; Salmoniformes; Salmonidae. Gene Ontology annotation, cellular component: nucleus.
CCCUGUUUGACCACCAGGUUUUAUGGGUAUUAUGACACCUCCACUGUGGUGCUAUAUAGGAAUGAAUGGCAGAAGAGGCAUAGGUGAUGCAUUUCUUGCUUUUACUUAUGGAGGAGAAUAAAAGGCAUGUGUGUAAAAUACAUUGCAUUCGGGAAGUAUUCAGACCCCUUGACUUUUUCCACAUUUUGUUACGUUACAGCCUUAUUCUAAAAUAACUUUUUAUUUAUUUUAAUCCAUCUACACACAAUACCCUGUCAUUACAAACCCAAAAUAGAUAUUUAGAAAUGUCAACAACAAAACAAUACGUCUUAUUUACAUAAGUAUUCAGACCCUUUGUUAUGAGACUCAAAAUUGAGCUCAAGUGCAUCCUGUUUCCAUUGGUCAUCCACGAUGUUUCUACAACUUCAUUGGAGUCCACCUGUGGUAAAUUCAAUUGAUUGGACAUGAUUUGGAAAGGCACACACGUGUCUAUAUAAGGUCCCACAGUUGACAGUGCACGUCAGAGAAAAACCAAGCCAUGAGGUUGAAGGAAUUGUCCGUAGAGCUCCGAGACAGGAUUAUGUUGAGGCACAGAUCUGGGGAAGGGUACCCAAAACAUUCUGCAGGAUUGAAGGUCCCCAAGAACACAGCGGCCUCCAUCAGUCUUAAAUGGAGAAAGUUUGAACCACCAAGACUUUUCCUAGAGCUGGCCGCCCGGCCAAACUGAGCAAUCGUGGGAGAAAGGCCUUUGUCAGGGUGGUGACAAGGAACCCAAUUGUCACUCUGAUAGAGCUUCAGAGUUCCUCUGGAGAUGGAGAACCUUCCAGAAGGACAACCAUCUCUGCAGCACUCCACCAAUCAGGUCUUUAUGGUAGAGUGGCCUGACGGAAGCCACUCCUCAGUAAAAGGCACACGACAGCCCGCUUAGAGUUUGCCAAAAGGCCCCUAAAGGAAUUUGACCAUGAGAAACAAGAUUCUCUGGUCUGAUGAAACCAAGCGUGAACUCUUUGGCCUGAAUGCCAAGCUUCACAUCUGGAGGAAACCUGGCACCAUCCCAAGGGUGAAGCAUGGUGGUAUCAGCAUCGUGCUGUGGGGAUGUUUUUCAGAGGCAGGGACUGGGAGAUGAGUCGGAUCGAAGAAAAGGUGAACAGAGCAAAGUAUGGAGAUAUUUGAUGAACCUGCGCCAGAGCACUCAGGACCUCAGACUGGUGCGACGGUUCACCUUCCAACAGGACAAUGACCCUAAGCAAACAGCCAAGACAACGCAGGAGUGGCUUUGGCACAAAUCUCUGAAUGUUCUUGAGUGGUCCAGCCUGAACUUGAACCCAAUCAAACAUCUGCAGAGACCUGUAAAUAGUUGUGCAGCAAUCCAGUUGCAGAGGGAGGUGUUUAGUCCCAGGGUCCUUAGCUUAGUGAUGAGCUUUGUGGGCAGGAUGGUGUUACACUAAGCUGUAGUCAAUGAACAGCAUUCUCACAUAGGUGUUCCUUUUGUCCAGGUGGGAAAUGGCGGUAUGGAGUGCGAUUGAGGUUGCAUCAUCUGUUGGGGCGGUAUGUGAGUUUGUGAGUCUAGUGUUUCCGGGAUGACGGUGUUGAUGUGAGCCAAGACCAGCCUUUUAAAGCACUUCAUAGCUACAGACAGUUCCAGUGCCACCUGUGACUAUUGCCCAUUGUAUGCCUCUACGUACAGCAGCGAGCUACUGUUACAGAGGGCCAAUGUUGUGAAAUCAAAGGAAAUUCUGUUACCAUCAGAUCUUCUGAGUCUACAGACAGUGUUACUGCCAACCAUGUUACCUAAGAGUCGUCUGGGGAAGCGUUCCCCAUUAGGGGCGUUGGUGUGUACCUCCUGCCCCUCCAUGGAGAGCACACUGGAGACAGGGGGUCAUGGGGACCCCGAGGGGGGUGUGGGGGGCCCAACCAUGGGAUCACCAGGGCCACAGCAUCUCAGCAGGUUCAACAACAAACUACUUCCAGGACAGAAGGUGUAUGUGUUGUGUGGAGGGCGUGAGUGCACAGGGAUAGUGGAGCAACACAACCAUGUGGAUAAUGAGGUGGCCGUCCUACUGCCUGUCCUGGGACAGCAUGUCCUGAGGAAACUAGAGGACGUAUGGACCUGCCCCACCGUACCGCCUCCACCUUCUACUACGACACAAGGCACAGGCAGACCACACCAAAUGUCCUCCUGCAUCGACGUGCCCAGGAGGAGUGCGGAGACUAUGGAUGAGAUGAUGGCAGCCCUGGUUCUGACCAGCCUGUCCUGCAGCCCUCUGGUCCCGAGCCCUCCUCAGAAAGACACAGUCAUAGCAGGUUCUGCUGGUAUGGAGUGUGGAGGCGGGGAACUCUCAGACAGCGGAAGUAGUGGCUACUGGAGCUGUGACCAUGGCUACGGAAGCCCGGCUCCCUCUCCACCAAUCACAGAAACAGAGGGUCACAGCCUGUCCAUGCCCCCUGAUGAGGGAUUGGACAUGGAGCAGGUGCUGUUUGAUGAGCCAGCACCACGGAAACGCAGGAACUCAGUGAAGGUGGCCUACAGGUGUCUGUGGCCAAACUGUGGGAAGAUUCUGAAGUCUGUCGUUGGGAUUAAACGUCACAUCCGUACCCUGCACCUGGGCCAAGUCAGUGAGCAUGAGCGUUGCUCCUGCAGCGAGGAGGACUUCUACUACACAGAGAUCCAUCAGCGGGAGCCGCGGCCUCUCACCCGACCUCUAGGGGUCUCCACCCCCAGCACCCCAUGGCCGGCCUGCACCUCCACCUCCAGCCCCUCUCCCGCUGGCGUAGGACCAGGAGCUGGAGGAGACUCCCCCACAGAAGUGAGCCCCCAGCUCAGCCAGUCUGCCCCCUCCACCCCAGACUUCUUCUGGCAGGUCCACUCUGAGCACUCCUACCAGGUUCCAGUCCAGGUGGUGGCUCCACCUGUCUCGGUCUCCUCCUGCCAUUGUACCACACCUACCUCAACCCUCCACCCAAGACAGGGUGCGCCGUUCCGUGUGAGGUCAGUCAGUGUGGGAGAACAGUGGCUGCAGCAGCAGAGUUCCCCCAUCAGAACACACCCUGUCAGCACCUCUCCCCAACGCAGCCACUGGUCCGCAAGGAGAAUCCGUGGCGAGGCGAAGAAGUGCCGUAAGGUGUACGGCAUCGAGCACCGGGACCAGUGGUGCACUGCCUGUCGCUGGAAGAAAGCCUGCCAGCGCUUCCUCGACUGAACCCCUCACAGAAGAGAGGGAUGAAGAGCGAGAGAAAGAAAGACAGAGCUGUCACCUCUUCAAGAGAAGACUGAGGAAAGAUCUGUGGUUCAACCAGUGGAGCACCAUGUAUGUUGAUGUUUAUUUCUUUCUUUAAAAAAAAUGUUUUUUUUGUACUUUUUACCACUUUACUAAAAGUUUUAUGUAUUUUGUUCAUGUCUUUGACAACUUCGGGUUCUUGUGCGUUGGUGCUCAUGGUGAACUCUGCGUGGGGCAUGCAGCUAAAUUACCUUUGACUGGUAACCUAUGACCUUUACCAGAAGCAUAGUUUUGCAUCUCAGUUCCCCUGUCUUCCUGCCCAGGGAGGGGCUAUAAAGGAAGUGGAACGUGUGAUCCUCUCUUCCAAAUCUUUGGCUAUAACUUAUAAACAGCAGCUCUUCUAUACCCAGCAGCUAUAUAGGGGAUGUCUAUAGAUCUAUGACAUCAUGCCGUCCAUAACUUGGCUUGGAAACAAGGCUUUUGCUGCCGGUUGCUGAUUGUGGGCCUGAGCCAGACAGGCGCUGAGCAGAACAUCUGAUCUGUAAAUUAACCUAACUUCCAAACGCCUGGGCAAGAACAGAUCCGUAUGAUACAAAGGUUAACCGAUCCAUCAGGCUUUGGCUUCCUGUCUGUGCAUGCAGUGGAGAAUGAUGACGAGGAGAAGAACGUAAAGUGAUACUAGGAGGGAGCUAGCCCUAUGUGACAGAGGUGAAGCCUCACUAAAUACUUAGGUCCUGUAAAUAGAAUGCUUGUUACCAUGUCGGAGAAGAGCGUUGCAGUCAACUUGCUCAUUUAUUUGUUAAAAAGUAUUGAGUUUCAUUUAUACCAGCUCUUGUCAAUUGCAUAUAGUGCACGGAUUGGUUGAGAGAAUCCCCCUUGACCUAUAGGAUUCCAACUGCUCAUGAUCUACCAAGCGUCGGUAACCAGGAAGUUGUGUCCUAAACAUUGAGAAUGGAUUGGAGGAGAAGUAAAAUGCAGAUUUGGGAGUCAUUAGCCCAACCUGUCUAAUGUCAUAAGCCAUUUAUUCCUGCAAAUGUGUAUGUAGAUUUUUUUUUUAUGUAUUUGGCUUUUUUAAGGGAACAAAAACAUGUUUUUUGGCGAUGUCGAAUAUGUUAAUUUGUAUUGUUUCGUUAUAUAAUCCAGCAAUGUUGUCUAUAUUUUGCAACUUGUCGUUUUUCUAAGGUGUGUUAAAUACAAUGUUCCGCCAAGAAUUGCCAUGUUGUGGGAUAUAGGAAUGAAUUCACAUACUUUAGACCAAUCAGAUGUCAUACACAUUGAUUUUCACUUCUCUGAGCAUGAUGCAACCAACUGUUAAAGUUAAGGACCCAGUAUCUCAUCCUUGUUGUUAGCAGCUACGGUAGCUAUCCUUUCUGGUAUGCCUUAAAGUCUUCUUAGUUACACCAGAAAUAGUCUAUAAUAUAGCCUCGUAAUAGGCUUUGGUUAUGCUACCUGAUAUCAUUUCAGAGCACUAAGUCUAUAAUUAAAGAGAUACUAUGACAGAAUAGGACAUGACAUGAAAGUAUUGGUUCCCUUUAAAACAUGGAGGUCAUUGGCAGCUUUUGUCUCUUACUCACAUCGUUGUAAUAAAAUGAGCCAUUUUGUAUAAAUAUAUUUAGUCAGGAAUCAAUCUCCAUACAUUUGCCAUAUGCUUGGAUAUCCAACACUCCAGCACCAGCCUCAGUACUGAUGAAACACUAACUGAAUUAUGUUAUCGAGGUUCCAGGUUUGAUGUGGAAUGUACCACGUGGUGCCAAUAAUAAGAACUAAAAUAUGGUGCCAAGAUUUGAGUCAAACAUUUACAUGGCGAAGGGUUUAUCUAGAAUAUGCUGCAUUGUGGCCCUAAAGCCUUGUCACUCUGCCACUUAUUGUAAAUUAACUUGCAUAAACAGAUGUUUCAUAUGUUAAAACCCAGAAUGCUUGUUUAUUGAAACUCAUGUUUCCUUGCAGUAAGCCAAUGAAUCCACAGAAGCAAUUUUUUUUAAAUAUAUUGUGUUAACUAUACUUAACUGCCAAAAUAAUGGAAACACUUGAGUAAAUUUGUUUUGGCUACCAUGACUAGAAGAGAUCUCAGUGACGUUGAAAGAGGAGUCUUUAAAGGUGCAUAAAGGGUUUAAAGUGUGUGUCUUUCAGUUACCAGAUUUGAACCCAAUUGAAUAAUUCUGGGAGAUUCUAGAGCAUCGCCUGAGACAGCGUUUUCCACCACCGUCAACAAAACACCAAAUGAUGGAAUGGUGCCGCAUCCCAGACACAUGUAGAAUCUAUGUGAAGGUGUAUUGACGCUGUUCUGGCGGCUUGUGCUGGUCCAACACCCUAUAAAACACGGGUGUUUUCCUUUAUUUUGGCAGUUACCUGUAUGUAUUGUACCUGGAGAAAAAAAUGACCUCUGAAUAAAGUAAUUUUUUAUUAUGAUGCACUAUUUUUAUAUGGAAUCUGGAAUGUUUUGGUCUUUUUGAUGUUGAAAUAUGCUUGAUAAAGAUUAACCCUGUC